This is a messenger RNA of Hypoxylon fragiforme, 1124 nucleotides long. RefSeq lists its product as uncharacterized. The coding region runs from base 148 to 882 and encodes 244 amino acids. The record is from RefSeq and is a predicted model, not a curated record. Lineage: Eukaryota; Fungi; Ascomycota; Sordariomycetes; Xylariales; Hypoxylaceae. The transcript has 3 exons.
UUGUCCACGGCUGGGACUUUCGGCUGAAAGAUCUAUCAUGGUUCUACUAUGUUAGCUUGUCUUGCUCUGGGUCAGUUGUAAGGCCGCCACUAUGCUGAUCUGAGCUGUUUAGAACCUCUUUCUCGGUAUCAACUAUAUCUUGCCACUAUGAUCACGCUGAAGUCAGCCAUUCUCCUCGAAUGGGCUCGCAUUUUUGGUCCGGGUAACCGCAGAUUAUUCCGCUGGUCAUGCUAUACCAUCGCGGCAGUGAACUCGAUCUAUUACACCAUAAACAUCAUCCUUGAGUGCACGGCAUGCACCCCACGGGAGUACUAUUGGGAUAAGACGAUCAUCGGUGGUACUUGUAGAUACUCGACCCUUCUAUCUCUGAUAUCUGCUCUUGUCAACCUCGUUUUUGACGUCGCUAUUCUUAUCCUGCCACAGGGGGUUAUCUGGCGUCUGAACAUGUCCCGGAGGAAGAGAGUUGGUUGCUCUGCUGUCUUCGUUAUAGGCCUUCUGGCCUGUGUUUGUGCGGCGCUUCGAAUAGCCUUCACUGUUGCAUACGUAUCGAGUGACGACUAUACCUACCUGCUAUCACCACAGACGAUCCUGUGUAAUGCUGAAAUCACUGCUGGCAUUUUGGUUUUCACUACGCCUGCUGCCCCGAAGCCGAUGCUCUACUUGACUCAGCGCGCUGUCGGGUCAAUGGGCCGAUUGAUACGUUCGGCCAGAAGCAGCAGCCGGGGAACAGCAAGAGGCGCAGAGAGCGAAUUCGAUUCGCAGUCCAGACCUUUCAAGUCUCUGUUCUCCCGAAAGAAGUCGGGAUCAAACUUGUACAAUCCGAUCGACGAGCGCAAUGACUUGGCAUUAAGGAAGCUUAGUUCAUGGAAGGAUCCGAAUUAGUUACGGUAGUCUCCUUGAUACUAAGCCAUACAUAUGUAGGUACACUUCCCUAUCAAUCUGUUGCGGGUGCCGCUAGCGACACUACCUAGUAGCUUGGCUCCUUAGGGGUAACCUUAUUUUAGCACUGCGCCAACAUGGUUAGGAAUAAAGCAACCUUGGAAGCUUUCUUCCUUCUCUUUUCCCGUUUAUUGGUUGUUGCUAAGUUGCCCAUCCACUAUUAUCCUACCACGAUUCGCCAAUUU